GUUGUUGACAUUUGUUUAAGAACAAAACUUAACUUCUUUUAAUAUUAUUUUAAGAAAAAUGGCGGACUACUGGAAAUCAAAUGAGCGUAAAUAUUGUGAUUUUUGCAAGUGCUGGAUCAGUGACAAUAAAGCGAGCAUUUCCUUUCACGAAAAUGGCAAGCGACAUAAGCUGAAUGUGGCCAAACGGAUAACUGACAUUAGCCGCAACAGCGAAAAGUCUGAACAGGAACGUAAAAUGGAUGCUGAAAUACGCAAAAUGGAAGAGGCGGCUAUGCGUUCCUAUGCUCACGACAUACACAGUAGAGGAGAUUUGACUGCGCGCUCCAUAAAUGCUGUUAUGACAGCAGGUGUAGGACCUUCAACAAGUGCUGAGGUCGGUUCCCAUGCAGCUAGUAAUAAUUUUAAACAAGUUGAUCCCAUGCGUUUGGCUGGAAACUCAGAUGAUGAAAAUGAAGUAGGACCUCGGGUGGGUAUACCGAAAGUUGACCAUAGUGCUGUGCCCAAUGCCUCACUAUGGGUAGAAGGUGUAAAUGAUGAGGGCUAUUCAUACUAUUGGAAUGUUAAGACCAAUGAAAGUGUAUGGGAAGUUCCGAAAGAAGGUUAUCUCUCCUGGAAAGAAUAUCAACGUAUUAACGAAUUGGCUGUCAAACAACAGGAAUUACAAGAAGCCGAACAGGCUAAGAAGUUUCGUGAGAAUGUCAAUGAAGAAGUAGCACGCUACAAUCGUGAACGUUUAAAAAUGUUUAGACCUCCAGUUAGCAAGCAGGAACAGAAAGCCGAAGAAGAACGCAAGGAAAGUUUUAAAACCGAAGAAGAAGCUAAAGCACCUGAAAUUGGACAAUGGCAAGUGGUAGAAAACAAACCUCCUCCAGCUCCCAUUGAUUUAGAGUUACCAGCUAUAAACAACUAUUAUGCUGCUCCCGUUGUCUCGGAUGUACCUUAUGAACCGCCAGUUAAACGUUUCAAAGAGAAAACCAUCGAAACAUUAGAUGCAGAAGUUACCAGCAAUACGUCAACUUCAUUUAAAAAGCGUAAAUUUGCAGCGAAAGGAAAUGCACGUAAACGUUUGGAUGAUGAUUAAUAUAUUCCAAAAUAUAAGGAGACUUUAGGUUUAAGGUAAGCUUUAUUACA
Molecule: messenger RNA, 1131 nt
Organism: Lucilia sericata (common green bottle fly)
Lineage: Eukaryota; Metazoa; Arthropoda; Insecta; Diptera; Calliphoridae
Product: WW domain-binding protein 4-like
Biological process (GO): mRNA splicing, via spliceosome
Cellular component (GO): nucleus; precatalytic spliceosome
Molecular function (GO): zinc ion binding; protein binding; RNA binding
Source: RefSeq, a predicted model, not a curated record